Oldenlandia corymbosa var. corymbosa is the source of this 2485-nucleotide messenger RNA. The record is from the annotation of a GenBank genome assembly. NCBI's taxonomy places the organism in Eukaryota, Viridiplantae, Streptophyta, Magnoliopsida, Gentianales, Rubiaceae.
UAUUGUGGAAGUUUUCAUUAUCAUCAUCUGCUCCGUUAUUUCUCUGCAUAAAACCUCGAACCCACCAAUCCAUGAAUGAAAUGUAAUUAGAUUAUUCUACCUAUAUAUAUGGUCUCGCCAUUCCGGGUUUGUUUGUUGCGCUUCCCAAAUUCUUAAUUAGGCGAACUGCAAGAUAACUUAAUCCUUUGUGCAAAAAGAAUUAAUGGAAUCGAGGAUUGAAAAACAUUCACCCCAAAAGAGGCAAAAGCUUUGUGAUGACAGUGGCGAGUCUGAUAUUCCGGUCGACCGAAUCAGCAAGUUACCCGAAUCAAUCAUUUGUCACAUUUUCUCGUUCCUCCCCACAAAAACUGUGGUUGCGACAAGUUUUGUGUCCAAGAGUUGGAAAUCCUGCUGGACAAAAGUAACCAAUUUUCAUUUCGACAAUCGAACGUGGCGAAGAUCUUCAAAAGGGUACGAUGGCGAUGAUGUUCCGAGGAUGAAUUUCGUAGAGUUCGUUCACAUGGUUUUGCUGAACCACAGCCCUAACCUAUCCAUCAACAGGUUCCGUCUAAAACUUUAUAACUUUAAAUUCGAAUCCAUUUGUUUUUACACUUGGGUCAACAUCGCAAUUGCCCGGAAUCUUCGAGUUCUUGAUUUGGAUAUCGACUUUAAAGAUCACAACUUUCGCAAAGAUAAUUAUAAGUCUCAGUUACCAGGUGCACUCUACACUUGCGAGACCCUUGAAGUUUUGAAAUUGAGUGGGUUGGGAGUCUACAUCAAAGUCAUCCGCACUGUAUGUCUUCCAAAACUUACCGAUUUGGAACUGAAAAAGGUUACAUAUGAAUCGGAUGACUCUCUUCGUAAUCUGAUUCCAGGUUGUCCCCUCCUCCAAUCUUUAAGAAUCGAAAGGCAUCGCCAAGAUAACAUGGUGGUUUGUACCAUUUUUUCCCGUGUACUUAAGCAUUUUCGGUAUUUUUUUGCGACGACGACGGGGUCUAAUAAUAAUGCAGCUCUUCAUUUCAAGUUGGAAAUCGAUGCGCCUGCACUUGAAUUUAUCGACCUAACCGAUUUCGGGUCUAAGGAAAUCAUUUCACUGCAAGAAUUAAGAUGUUUGAAUGAGGUAUAUGUCCAUUCUUCGACUCCACAUAAAUCCACCAUUGGGUUACUUCAAGCUUUUCAUCAUGUGAAGAGUCUGGUGUUGUCAACCACAACUAUGUCAACACUUAUGGGAGCCAACCACAGGUUAAUUCUCGCAAGUUUCGAAAGGCUGACGAAAUUGUUCGUCCCAAUUGACUGCUGUGAUCAACUCAGAAGUGUAAUGGAUUUGAUUGAUUCUUGUGCGGCUUUAGAGAUACUCAAUAUCAUGAACAACCGAAGUGUUCAACAAAGCCAAAGCAGGAAUUGGAGAGAUCCCGAAAGUGUGCCCAAAUGCUUGUUAAACAGUGUCACAGAGUUUUCGUAUUCAGGAUUUCAAGGGCUUGAGGAUGAGAUGGCCAUGUUUAAGUUCAUCUCUAAGCAUGCUUUAUUAUUGACAAGGGUUCAUAUAACUAGCCCUCUCGGCUGGGGUCCGCGUCCCGAAGAAGAAUUUAGUUCACUUGAGAAGAUAUUUAUGCCGUCCUCGGGGCUGUACCCGGAACUUUAUGCCUCCCAACCCAUUUUUCUUCCAAAACUUACUGGUUUGGAAUUGAUACUGGUUAGAUAUGAAUCUGAGGAGGCUUUUGGUAACCUGAUUUCUGGUUGUCCACUCCUCCAGUCUCUUAUAAUUCAAAGGUUUGCCCAUGAUAGAAUGGUGGAUUGUAGGAUUUCGUCCCCUGUGCUGAAGCGUCUCGAGUACAUACGUGAAGGGAUUCGAGGACCCAAAGACGACUCUCCUCUUCAUCCUAAGGUGGACAUUGAUACACCUGCACUUGAAUGUCUCCUCAUAAAGGUGAUUCGUUCGAAGGAAAUAAUUUCUGUGGGAAGGUUAACUAGUUUGAAUGAAGUUGAUGUUGAUAUCCGGCCUAAUGCACACGAUUUGACUGUUGGAUUAAUUCAGGGCUUCGGAUGCGUGGAAGUCCUGAAAUUUUCAAGCCGAACUCUUGAAAAUCUUAUCGCAGACAACAACCAACUGUCAGCCAUAAGUUUUGAGAGACUAACCAAAUUGGUUGUGCGAAUUGAUUACUCUAAACAAUUGAGCUAUCUAAUGGAUUUGAUGGCUGGUUGUCCCUGCCUAGAGUUACUGAGCAUCACACAUGAAAGCAAAGGGCAAAUUCGCAGAAGAGAAUGGAGAGAUCCUAUAACUGUUCCCACAUGCCUGUUAACCAGUCUAACAGAACUUUACUACAGGGGAUUUCGGGGCUUAGAAGAUGAUGAGAUGGAUAUGUUUAGAUUCAUUUCAAGUCAUGCUUCCGUGAUGAAACGAGUUGUUAUAUCGCAACCCAGAAAGUGGGCUGCUCAUCCCAAAGAAAAAAGAUAUCAGACUAGUGAAGAACAUGUUCCUGUCCUCCAAAGCAUGUCCAGCUUUUAA